UGCCAGAUGUUAAUAGGCCAUGAUUAAUAAGCGAAUAAAGCCAACACACGUCUUUUAGAGGCAGAAGUCCACCGGCUGAAGGACGCUAUGGAAGUGGAGAACCAGAACGCGUCCACAUCCUGCUGUCCAUCCCAGAACAGCAGCAGCUCCUCCACCCCUGAUGUUUUACCUCCAGAAAACCAUGAUGACAGCCUGACCCACCGCUUUGGCACUGUUAUCCCCAAUCGGAUUUUUGUCGGGGGGAUUGACUACAAGGUCAAUGAAAGCGACCUGAGACGAGUCUUCUCCCAACAUGGUGCAGUAAAAGAGGUGAAGAUUGUGAUAGAUCGCUCAGGAAUGUCAAAGGGAUAUGGGUUUGUUACAUUUGAAACCCAAGAAGACGCACUGAAAAUCCUUCAUGAUGUUAAUGGAAUCUGUUUCAAAGACAAGAAGCUCAGCAUUGGUCAGGCUGUCCGCAAGCAGCAAGCUUCAGGACAAAAUAAGAGCUCCCGUUUGGGCUGCACUGACUCUGCCAUGCCUCUGCCGGUGUCCUGUGGCAGCCUGUACCACACCACGUCCACAGGCUAUCCGUACACCUACCACAAUGGAGUGGCCUACUUCCACUGCCCCAACAUGAAACCUCCUGCCCACCAUUGGCCCCGGCCUGCUCCUCCAGUGAUGCUUCCUCCAUCCCAUCAGCCUGUCUACCAGCAACCAGCCUAUCACCACUACCAGUGUGUCCCAAACCAGUAUCAGUGGAAUGUCGUCCAGCCGCCGAUGCCCUCCAGUCCAGUCGUGUACUCCCAGCAGUCAGAAUAUCUGUACCAGCCCACCAACGGAGGCUCCCUCCAGCCUCCUCUGCCUGUCAUGGAGGACGUCACACCGGAGUUCAUAGAUCCCAUGGGGCAGCAGGUUUACCCACUGUACCCUCAGAGAGCUGAAGGAAUGGCACCCAUUGUUCUGCAACACAACCCUGGAAAGAAUCCGAUGUUUCCGCACUCUCAGGUCCAUCUGAAGCAGAGGUACCACCGAUACAUGGACCACAAGGACUAUCACUACCUGCCAGACGCAACAGAGCCACCAGACACCUCCGCGCUUCAUGCUUCUCAACCUUUCAUGUAGACUAAACCCACAGACAGCUUCACAGAGGGAAAAACUCCCACACACUGCACCGCAACCACUCAUGGCAGUUCAGUCCCUUCCUCUUCCUUCUCCGUGGAUUUAACUCACAUAAUCUCUCAACUGUUUAACCUGUGCCUUACAACAUAAUGCAGUAUGUUUCAUGACGUGAUUUUGUAGCCUCUUCGUUGAGAUGAUCAUUUUGUCUGUUGCACUUGUUCCCACCAACUCACUACAACGAAGGUAAGCUCUCAGGACUCACUAGACUCCCAGCGCAGCACUCAGAUCUGUUUCUGUUAAGGAUGCACCGAUUGGGGAAAUUCUAGACUGAUGGUAAUGUUUGAAAUCCCAAUUUGGCUGUUAGCCGACGCUGAUAUUGAUGUUGGGUUUUUUUUGUUAUUUAUUUGCCCUUUGGGUAAACUAAAGAUGAGCAUCUCUGCCUUUGUGCAACUCAAUAUAUUUCUUUUCUCAUCCAAGAUCAGCUGAACAGCAGCUCACUGUCGGUGCUGCUACAUGGAGAACAUGGAGGUAUUUGAGUGCAAUUUCUGCCAGUGCUGGAAAACGGAGGUGAUUAUUUCUCCAAUGUCCAAAUUGAAAAUAACGAAACAUUUUAACUAGCGCAACACUUUUGCGAUGUGCAUAUUUUUGCAUACUUAGUUUCUGUAUAAAUGGUUUAAUACCAUUGGAUGAUUGACGUUGACAUUAGUGUCUCACACUGUAUACUGUUCCUUCCAAUAUUUAGUGGCUGCGCUUAAUUUCUUCUCAAUUAACACAAACUUAAGGGUGAGUUUUUCAAUAAGUCAAACAUUAACUAGUUUUUAUGUUUUUUAGUAACUAGCCGACGACUGAACAAUACAUCUUGAAUCUCCAAAAAUUCCAAUUUACACACAAUUAACAAAACUGUGGUCUUCAGAGUCAGAUUGUAUUAUCUGUGACAGGAAAUGGCUACAGGGAUCUUUGUGCAAAUAUCAAAAUGAAUUUAGAAAAUCUUAUAUUUAAAUACGGUCAACGGUCUUGAAUUUGUGGUCUGAUUUUUUUAUUUUAUUAGAUUUGUUUUAAUGUACAAAAACAAUUCAAACACUUGAACCUAAAACUAGGCUAAAGUCAGUGAACGGCAUUGCUAUGUUGUUGCAACAGAAAUGUCCUAGCUACAUGCACACAAGCACCAUGAUGAAGCUGAGAAUAUCAAAGAUCUUACCAUGUCAACUCUUUCUUCACCUUACUGUGCGAAGAAGCAGUGCUUUACAUCCUUUGCGGCUCAGUGAUCAUUUAUUCGGAAGGAUAUGUAAAAAGUAGAACUAUUGAAUUUACAUUACAGCGUAGUUUAAGGCUCCUUGAGCUGAGUCAGUCCGAACAGUAUUGGAAUGCUCUGAAUGAGCUGCUGCGUCUUGUUGCCUCUGCUCAGCUUUAUCAGUGCUGGGACCUUUCAGGAUCCUCUGAUCCACUGUCUGGUCCUCAGCAUGUUUUUCAGUAUGAUGAUGUGGAGAAAUGUCUACAGGGUUGUUACCAGACUGGCCUGUGUUCAAUAAUUUAGAACUAGCAAGAGGCAGCUAUGUUCAAACAGUACAGACUUAACAGCAACAUGACAAUUUAGUAUAUUCUACAGAAGGCAGACUUACUGUUGGAUGUAAAAGUACAUAUUUAGCAGUUUUUGACCUUUUUCACAGCAGCCAUUUUGACAUGAAAUAAUAGGGUAAAUACAGGUCCUACCAGUGAUGGUAAUUAAGGUUCUGUUCCAUUCAGAUCAGUCAUGGUGCUGUCAUUGUGCAUGUUGGCUCACUGGAAAGGCUCUGCUACUCUAAAUGGAACAGGACUUUGAUUAGUAUCAUUUACCUACUAUUUCAUGUCAAAAUGGCUGCAGUGAAAAAGGUCUAUUACUCCUUUUUUACGUAGUAGUUUUGUAUAUCAGAAAUCAUAUUUGUAUAUGUGGAAGUUUGCUUAAGACAACAAUCCGUAAGGAGCAUUAAAGAUAUUUUGAGUAAUAAUAAAUCUGCAGGUUUGCAUUUCUACACAUGCAGGGACAGACUUGUAAUGAAAGAAAAUGUUAAGAGCGACUCCACCUCAAGGUAGUAGGGCUUUGCUAGCACCCUGCUUUUAAAGUGGCUCACCCAGAUUUAGUCAUUAUUUCGGACAAGAAAAUCCACUGGAUUUGACCUUCAAGUGUUCUCUCAAUUGUCUUUUUACUUUUUAAAUGCACAAAAUGUAUUGGGAUGGAUCAAUUUGUCACUGCACUCUCAGAACCUGACUGCAGAUUGAUUAAAUCUUGUUUUCUUUUUUUGUGUAUGCUUGCUCAGUAGUUUUGUAAUUCAGUAACUUUUUAGACAAGGACCAUUUUCUCAGAGCUCAUGUGUUUCAUGUCAGUGUAAAUUAGUUGGUCAGUAACGUUAUAAAAGUUCAGAUUGUGCUCAUGUUCUGUAGUUACAGGUUAUGAUCAGUUUCCAGAUGUUUAAACCAGCAACAUCAAUAAUAUCACAUUUAAAUAUAGAUUUUAUUACACAUUAGACAAUUUUUUUACUCGAUGCUAAUGCUUUAAUUCCCCUGUCAUAUUUGUUCAGUUUGAAUUAUUUGUGCUAAUAAUUUCAGUAAAAUGUACCCCAAAAAAAGAAAUGUAUUUUAAAAUCUGCAGGAAUCCAUUUGAGUUUUUCAGAGUGCUUUUGAUGUUGCUGUUUGUCUUCUUGUAUUUUCAACUCCACUGAUUUUGUCUUUGUCACACUAAAAAUAACCUAAAAUAUUUUUGUAAUUUGUUUUAUGAAAGAGAUAUGCAGUAUUACAGAGCUAAGUAAGUACCGCACAUUUCACAUGACCACCGAUCGCCCGCUAUGUUUUACCAUUAUUUUAGUUGAGUGUGUUUCCCGUUCUUGAAUGGAAAUAAACGUUUCCCUUGGUGUA
Molecule: messenger RNA, 3987 nt
Organism: Dicentrarchus labrax (European seabass)
Lineage: Eukaryota; Metazoa; Chordata; Actinopteri; Moronidae
Product: protein boule-like
Exons: 11
Coding region: 88-1101 (337 amino acids)
Molecular function (GO): RNA binding
Source: RefSeq, a predicted model, not a curated record